Olea europaea var. sylvestris is the source of this 1084-nucleotide messenger RNA. RefSeq lists its product as uncharacterized. The coding region runs from base 159 to 683 and encodes 174 amino acids. The transcript is spliced from 3 exons. NCBI's taxonomy places the organism in Eukaryota, Viridiplantae, Streptophyta, Magnoliopsida, Lamiales, Oleaceae. The record is from RefSeq and is a predicted model, not a curated record.
CUCCAUCACAGCUACCCCAAGAAAAAUUACCCCAGAAAUAAAUUUAUUAGGAACAAAUUCAAAGCAAACUGUUGAUAGCUUCAAAUAUUAGAAGGCAAGGCAAAAACCAUCUCACAAAAGCGUUAAAUAAUCAAAAUUCAAGAUAAAGGAUUUCCGAAAUGGCGGCGUGCAUGAGUGUGUUCCGAACUGUCUUCUUAACAGAGCCAUGGCGGCCUCUGCCUUAUAAAAGCAAAAUUCCCUGUUUUCCACCACGGUUCAUGUUGUCCCACAAAAUAUCCCACUCCGAUUCCUUCUGUGGCUGCAAAAUUACCAACGGUAGAAGUAACUCUCACUUGGCAAGGAGGACUCGCCCUUUGAAUUGCUCUCAUAAUGAAAACCCGUCUUCAUCUGAUGAUGAUAAUGAGCAAGGCCCGCCUCAAGAAGCAGUUCUAAAGGCCAUUUCAGUUUCAAAGACAGAAGGAAGGGUGGGACAAACAACUAAUGUGGUUAUUGGAGGUACAGUGACAGACGAUUCUACAAAUGAGUGGCUUGCUCUAGAUCAGAAGGUAAACUCCUAUCCAACUGUUAGAGGCUUUACUGCAAUUGGAACUGGAGGUGAAGAUUUUGUGCAAGCUAUGGUUGUUGCUGUUGAAUCAGUACUUCAGCAGACAAUCCCAGAAGUAAGCAUCUAUUUUUGUUGCUGAACAUAAUUUUAUUUUCAAAACUAUUUUUGGUGUUCGAUGCAUAGAUGCAUAAAAUCAUUGAACUCUUUCCUCCACACUACCCCAUCUCUUCUAAUUGUACGAAUACCUGGGUCGGACCUGAUACUUGGAGAAACGAUAUUGAGCACGUGCCUGGUAUUUGCAUUCAGAAAAAAGUUAGAAAGCCUGUAGUAAAGAUGUUGCAAAUUACGUUCUGGACAUUUGGUUUUAGGUUGGAAGAAGAGUUAUUGUGGAGGUCAGUCCUAUGCAUAUGUUUGGUAUACUUGGACAAAGAGAAAUGAGGAGGUCUUUCGGAAUUAGAUCACCACUCUUUAAUUUUUGGGAUGCAUUUAACUCUUUUGUGCUAUCACAGGCAAAAGCUUCAGGAGGUUUUCAUUGACAAU